CAAUGCUAUUGACCAUCUCAAAAAUAGGUAAGAAGUUAUACGUAUAUUUAAUUAUAUUUCCACUUAAAAAAACGGGCUUUCCAAGGCGUAGUUAAUGAUAGUGUCAACAAUUAUACGUCAUCGAAUUUUGGGCUCUUUUUAGGAAGAUGACAUCCUAGUAAUUUAUUUUUUUGUGACAGCCAAAUCUGACUCAAAAUGAAUACAUUUGUUCUCUUUCAUUUAUUGAUGACAUAACCUUCACCAAUAACUCUCCACACCCCAUCCCUUAUGUACGUAUUAGGUACCACUCCCCCCAAAAAUGAUGACAUAAUUGAAGUAAUAUUUAUUCAGCAAUAUAUAAGCAAAACUUAAAGAAUUUCAGACAUCAUUUUAUCUUUGGAUUACAAUCUAAAAUAUCUUUAUUUCAGCAUAAUUUUACAUAUGGAUGACCCCAAAAUAACAUGUGCCUGACUUAUGUUAAUUUUUCGAGCAAUAAUAUACAGCAUGUAACUAAACGUAUAGUAGUAGCUCGCACAAGGAAUAGUUUUCCUUUCUUAAUCAGUUACCUGCAUUAAGUUUCACUGUAUCUUGUAAAACUUUAUUUUGGUUCGUUAGGAGCAAUUCAUUUUAACUUAAUUUUGUAAAUUUGUUAGUUUCGUUUUUUAGUAGUGGUAUUGUAGUUUCCACAAAAAAUAGCUCCUUUUUGUCUUCAUUUCAUUGGAUUUUGUAAAUCUUUAGUUCAGUUCAAAUUUUUACUCUCCCUCCUCCCUGUAUCAUGCCCUCCGGCAAAAUGUGGGAUUUCACAAAGCAUUACCUAUAAAACCAAAGUCCUAACGGCUGUUCAACAUUGCAGAGGGAGGAGGGUAUUUGCUAUUUGUAGAAAGGCUUCUCUAGGAAUAACAGUUUAGAACUGAGUAGAGAGUUGGGCAGUAUAAAUAAAGUUAGUUUAGUUUGCAUGGCGUUCAAAUUUCCAAGUAUAUAUACUAAAAAUAUAUUUGGUGAAGCCAUGCCUGUGUGCGAUUUCCUGUUUCAACCACGAUUGAAAUAGCGAUAAAUGUCAUAAAUUGACCUGGCUUUUUUUUGUGAAAGACAUGUAUAUUAUCAAUUUGCAUUAAACCGCCAUCUUCACUAUGAACUGAUGGGGAUCCGGGCUGACGGACCGAAAGCUUCACCAAUAAAUAAACAUAAUGUUUUCUGACAAAGUAGGGCAGAGGGGAUCAUGAUGUUUGACUUGUCAAUGUCCAAUGUAGUAAUACUUUCCGAAGUAUCAACAAAUAAUCGCAAGUUUUAUAUUCAAAAUUGCAUGUUGUUGUUUCCUACCAAAGUUGUUUACUUUUAAUUAAUAUAAACAAUUAUAAGGGUUUUUACUUUGGAAUCAAAAAUCAAAACAUCAAUAAUCGUCUGGACAAUCUGUCGAUUUUCUUCUCGUUCUUGUUCUUUUCUUGUCUUCGAAGCUUCAGCUAUGCCAACAAGUUGCACAUCAAUAUGUUGGUUCUCACUUUUAAAGUUCUGCAUGCGCUCCAUUGAUAGAAUAUGCAUUUGCCUUUUAGCAUGAUUAGCAAGUUUUCCACUUUCGCCAGAAGCUUUUUUCCAUGUACGAAAGCCUGUCUUUGUGAAUGUUUCUUCUGAGCUUCCAACUAAAGUUAAGUUUUAGGUCUAAAUUAUACUCCAUCGAUAAAUUACGCAAAUCGUUUUGUGUGGCAAAAUAUGAGUGGCGAAAAGUGCGGUUUUCUGACAGUCAGACUAGAAUGAACUGAGUUUGAAAUGUGACUAUUGCAUAUAGUAACUUGAGGUAUGAUAUGCCCAAAAUAGCGGAUUGCCGGGAGGUACAGAUAGUGUCAAAACCGCUGCAUAUAUGUUUUAAAAAAUCCUAUUAGGAUAUUGCCGGAAGGUAGAAAUAGUGUUAAUUUACUGUCAAAACCGCUUCUUGGUUUUAUUAAGCCUUUUGUCUAGUAGGCGCAAAAGGAUGUUGCUCGUUAUUAAUCCCAAUUUAUUAAAUUUAAUAAAUUGAAACUUUAUUUAUUUAUUUAUUUACCUUCGCCAGUUAUAUAAAUACGUACGGAAUAAUACGGUAGAUAACAUAUUGACACAUCCUACCCUAGUAGUCCAACUUACUCAGUCGCUGUUGCGAUAUUACAUACUGUAUAUGCAUCGCAAUUGUAACAUUGCUACUAAUUAGGGGCUACCUAGGAUCAUACAUUCAAAAGCAAUUUUCUUAAAAAAACAGUGAUAGCAGACUUCAUAUUAAAUUCCAAAAUGCUUGAAAGUUGUAAAUAUCACGAGUUUGUAUAUUAGUGAACUUACCAAGUGUCCCGAAGCACCUACAGUUAAAACAGAAUGCUGCAUCUUAAUUCAGUACAGAAUAUUCUAGCCAUGAAUGGAGGUCAUACCAAUGAGAUUGGAACUUGAAGGUUCUUUUCCCAGAUGUUGAUACGGGAAAUUCGAUAAGUGGUCUAAUAGGACCCAAAUUAUUUACUAUUAAUGCUCGAUUCGCUUCAUCGACGAUCUUCAUUUGUUCCAAGUUUCUUUGCACGUAAACCAAGAGGCAUGGCAGAAAUCGAUAGGUGGAAGGCAACUGAGUAUAGGCAAUUUCUUGUGUAUACUGGUCAGAUAGUUCUCAGUGGUAUACAAAGGCCUGAUCUAUAUGAUCACUUCUUAUGCCUUAGCGUUGCUAGUUCCAUACUGCCGGCGGCGGAUAUGCCCUAGGUUAGCUUUGCUUCAUAGGCUGUAUGCUAAGCAACUGAUGGAAUACUUUGUGGAGCAGGGGAAGGUUUUAUAUGGCAAUGAGUUUCACGUGUAUAAUGUGCAUAGCAUGAUACUUUUGGCUGAUGAGGUCCAGGAGUAUGGAAGCUUGGAUGCAUGCAGUGCAAUUUCCAUUCGAAAAUUAUAUGCAGAAAUUAAAAAGAUUAGUUCGGUCUCUGGAAAGAACCCUAUUGCGCAGAUAGCCAAACGACUAAGUGAGAGCUAUGGUGCCAUCCCGCAGUCCCGAGAAGCAGUAAUCAGUCUGAAGAAACCGGACAAUUGUUUUAUACUGAGUGAUUCAUCUUGUUGUGAGGUGCUUGAUAAAUCUAAUCAUCCCGAUGAUGGCGAAAAUAAAUAUUUGUGUCGUGUAUAUGAGAGGACUGAAGCUCUAUUUCGUCGACCAUGUGAUUCGCGCCUCAUUGGUGUGCACAAAGGGAAUCCACGGUGGACAACUAUGAAAGUUGUGUCAGCACAAUCCCUCAACAGAAAUGCAAUGAAGGUUGAUCUUGGGCCAAACAAGAUUGUUUUUAUGGCUAUCCUACACAGUCACUAAGAAUAAAAUGCCAAAGGUCAUGUGCCUGUCCUAAUAGUUACAAUAAUGUGACUAUUUCCUUGUGGGAUAAAUGAAAAUGAAAUCAUAGAAAGUUAAAAGUAAAAUUUAAAAUUUUUUUCAUUGCUCAAAUAAUUGUAGCAAUAGCAUAGGAAUAUUUGCUUGAACAUAUUCAGACAUAUAGUCUAUAACUGCAAAUAUAUAUCUUUUUCAUUGAAGAUGACUACCACUGGUUUUGCUGUUGUUGAGUUUGUCGAUGAAAAGUCAGUUGAGAUAAUUUGUGAAAAAUGGAUAGAGACAUGUGAUGGGGUAAGUAUUGCAAUUUUCAGUAAUUAUAUGUAGCGGUAUAUAUGGGUGAUCAUAAAGGAAACCAUGUUACGUUGAGGAUGUCAUAUAUUUUGCAAAAGAUUGUUAAACUACAGAACCAGCUCUAUGGUUAGUAUUUUAUAAUGCAAGGUGUCUAUUUUUUAUCUUAGGUAAUGUACAGCUACUGGCCACAGUUAAAUGCAAAAGGAAAAGCUAAAAAAGCUGAGAUCCCCGACAAAGAAUUAUGGAAGAAGUAUAACAUAAGGGUGCUGUCAUACACCGGUAUUAAUGUAUUUAAGUAUAAUGUAUUUUAGUAUAAAACCAUGUUCUGUUUGCCCAUUCAUGCAGUUCACCUAUAAAUCUGGUGCAAUAUUUAUUGCUACAAGCAUCAACUAUUGUGUUGCAAAAUAACAGUAUGUGUACCUCUCUGUAUUGUCCAUAUUAGAGAGGUACAACUGUAUUUGAAUUUCAGUCGUUGUACCAUUUUCUAAUGCCUUUUAGAUAAUUUCAAGACAGCUCAAAAACGGUUAAAAAAAGCUGAAGAAACAUCAAAUGUUGAUUCAGAGUCUGAUUCAGAUGGUUGCGAAAGAAGAAAGAGGUCAAAACCUAACACCCCAAGAAAGAGAAGUCGACCAGGAAGUUACCAUUAUGCUGAACUGUCGGAAUGUUACGAUGGUAAGUUUCAACCUGUGAGUUUGUUUGAAUAUUUUCCGAUUACAAAAGUCCAGUAGGAUCCUCUAGGAAUUCCAGUAGCAAAUUCAGACUUUUACUUAUACAACAGACUAAUGACAGUAUUCCUAAAGGAGUUCCUUAAUUAAAACAUAAAAUAUUCUAAUACGAUUUCAAAGGAAUAUUCCAAUAAAAAUACAUUGUAUGACUGCAGCCAAAUUUCUUUUUGGAAUCAUCCAUACAACAAUAAAGUUAUCGAUCCAUUGAAUAUAGGUCGAUAACUUUUACCAAUAUUGUAACUGUACAUUUACUUUUUUCUCUCACAUAAAGGCAAUGAAACAGAUAAUCUUGCACACGAAGAAAAUUUAACACGUACUGCUCUCACACGGAGUCACACCACUUCUUCCUGCAGCACCCAUGUUUCCUGUUACAUCAUCCCCUGCAUGGACUAAAUAGAAAUGGAGAUUUCUCAGCUGCCCUUAUAUCUGCGGUUAACACUGUCUUUGAUUCAACACCAAGUGGUGAGAACACCCUGAAAUUGAUUAAUUAGAAGAAUUAUCACAGUUCCAUGUUAACACAUUGCAGCUACUGUAAUUUUUGAGAUUGCUUUUAUUUUUGUGCAGAUGUAAGCUGUGGUAGUCGUCCAUUACACUCAAGUAUCCCUUGUGCAUCUACAAGUAGUCCAAAUUAUUCAAAUUCUCAAAGACAACAUCAAAGUAAGUUUGAAAAAUCUGUCGUUAUGAUUACAUAGACGCAUUGUCGAAGAGGUUAACAUACACUAUCUUUGAUCCAACUCCGGUUGGUGAGAGCACUUCUGAAUUGAUUGAUUAUAUUAGAAGCAAAUCGCAAUUCCAUGUUCACUCAUUGCAACUACUAUAACUUUUGAAAUUGCUUUAUCUUUGCAUAGACGUACUUACCAGCCUGAAUAAUGUGAGCAGUGUUAGUCGUCCAGUUCACUCAAGUACCCCUUGUACACCUAUCAGUACUCCAAAUUAUUCAAAUUCUUAUAGACAGCAUCAAAGUAAGUUUAAAAAUUUGUGCUUGUUAUGACUACGUAUUAGACGUAUCGUCUACAUCUGCCAACAAGCUGUCAACAAGAUGUCAACAAGAUGUAUUCGCACUGCUUGACAGAAGUUGUCAACAGGUUUGGAACAAUUUGUUGACAACUUGUAACAACCUUGUCGAAAUGAUCAGACAUGUUGCAAGGUUGUUCUGACAAGUUUGUUACCGGUACAUGCUUAAAAUAAAAAGAUUGUUACAACCUUGUAACAUCCUUGUUAUAUUAUGGCUGUGACAAACGUGUUAGCACAGUCUUGUAACAGGGCUGAUAAUACCAUCAAGCUUGUUACAAGUUGUUACGUUAACAGCUUGUUUCACACUUGUUACAACAAAACUGGGAACAAACAUUGCGAACACAACUUGUUGACAGCUUGUGAACAGACUUUAACAAGAUGCUUGUGAUUGUUACUCUGAACAUAUACCCACACCGGGCAAGCUUGAAAAAUAUGCCUCGCUACGGUGGGAUACUAACCUACGACCUUUGGAACACUAGCCCAAUGCUUUGCCAACUGAGCUACGCGGUCAGGUCGGUUCGAGUAUGCGAUAUUUCGGAACUGAGUCUAGUUCCUUCGAUAUCAGUGUAAUCUAAUAAUCAUGAUAUUUACUGUGUUGGUGUAGUGUACUCAGGUGAAUACGAUGCUUGUGAUUGUUACUCUGAGUGUGUAUCCGCAUCGGGCAGGCUUGAAAAAUAUGAAACGACCUGACCGCGUAGCUCAGUUUGCAGAGCAUUGGGCUAGUAUUCCAAUGGUCGUAGGUUCAAAUCCCACCGUGGCCAGGCAUAUUUUUCAAGCCUUCCCGGUGUGGAUAUACACUCAGAGUAACAAUCACAUGCAUCUUAUUCACUUGAGUACACUACACCAACACAGCAAGUAUCAAGACUUUAACAACUUGUUUGAAGAUUUGUUACAACUUGUGCGUUUUUACGUGUGUAACAGGUUAACAUACUGUAUACAUGCAUGCUCUUUACUUUUAUAUUUAACACCAGUGUAUUGUAAUAGCUUUUUGCAAGCACAAAUUUCAUUUUUUUCAAAAAUUUCAAACCAAACCACUGUGUAAUUUAUGGUUGCAUGCCCUCAUUGUUAUACAAUUUAACUAGUACCAUUACCAAUUUUUAGAUGGAUUGAACAAAAGCACAACGAGCCUUAACAAUGAGAAUCCAGUGUUAACACAUAAUGGUAAAUCAAGUUCCACCAGACAGGAUCAACAAGACAGUAAGUUACUAUAUUUGACCACAUUUGACCACAAGACCAUGAUAUAUUUCAAUAGUCCUAUGGUUAUACUUGCUCAUUUUAACUGAAUUGUAACGACAAAGCACCAAAGAAUUGUUUAUAACCGUUAUUAAUUUUGUUGACAUUCCAUCACUUUCAAGGUAAAAUGUAAACAGAUGCAUUGUGGUUGACAAUGACUCUUUAAGUUUGUAAAGCCAGCAUGUUACUUUUACCCUUUGUCAUACGCUGCAUAUUUUCCUAUAGUCUUCUAUUUUGCAUAUUCUGUAGUGUGAUUUGCUUUUUGUUUGUAGUUUGUUUUGACUACGCUCAUCUGGUACGCUUUUGUAUUCACUGAUAUAAAAGCACAGUCGUGUGUUUUCCCGAUUCCCGCUACCAACUCCCAAUAAAGGACCUUCGCUCGAGAUCUCUCGUAUAUUUAGGUGCUAUUCAUGCUAUCAAAUUUGGCAUGGAAUGAAAAUUGAUUAGAAAAAAGAAAAACCUUUCUUACAUAACCUUUCUUGGUUUCCAAAUUGAUGGAAUGCAAAAGUAUUAAACCAUACCAACGCUUUGAUAUUUUUUGUUGAAUUAAAUUAGUAAUUGCAUAGUGCUUUUCCAAGUACCCUUUCAGUUACGAAACGCACGUUACGGAGACUUGCUAAUGGUGAAAUUAUUUGUAGACUUUCAGCGAUGCGUCCUCACGAAACUGGACAUUAUGAUCGAAAAACAGGAUGAAGGUCUUUCUAUUUUGAGGAUGUUACUCGGUGCCACCAUAGAUAUCUUAUAUAAACUAGAUAGCGCAUCUCUUUUAGUAAAAUUGAAGCCAAGAAUAUCCCAGCGGUUACCCCCAUUUGAAUAGAUGGCGGCCAUGUUGGAGCUUCCCACUCGCUAAUAAACGCUUAAAAAAUAACAAUAACCGCUUUCAUCAUUUGAAUAGUUUGAAAAUGUAUUUAUAAUAGGAUUAACUUAAUGUUUAAGUUGCCUGUUUAAGAAAUAGGAUACAUACGAAUCUUCUCAUUUCAUGGGAAGAUCCUGAGCCUGCAAUCACGGCUUCAAUUUUUGAAUUGCAGAAUAAUUAGAUGCGCUAUCUAGUGUAUAUAAGAUAUCUAUGGGUGCCACCAGUAAAGCUACUGAUAAUACAGAUGUAAUGUUAGAGGACAUAAUUCCAAGUCCAGUCGACUCUGUUGACGAUUUAAAUAAAUUGUCGUCUCGCCUUGACGAUGAUCAAGAAUUUACGAUGAAAAUGGUAAGUAUUCCUACAAAUACUAUUUUCAUUAUCCAAGGUGAAGGACGCUGUACAGAGUAUAUAUAUCUACCGGGUGGGGCAAAACAAGCAGUACGACAGUUUGACAAUAAAGUAUAAUGCGUCUCAAGACAUUAAGUUGUUGCAUGUCGUAUGUAUUAAUAUUUAAUAAGCCAUUUUUAGCUAAUUUUGUCAGUUCCAGAAAUGUUUUCACCAAGAUUUAAGUUGGAUAUCGCUGAAUGCCAAUAAACGUGUUUUAGUGCCAUUGCUCUUUUAGUUUUUUAGUUCACUUACAGUACAACCACUGUGAAAUUUGACUUCAAUUACAGUAGAAUAUAAUUCUUUUCUAACAUAUUUAUAUAUUUUAGGCAAAUUUAUUGAAUUUAUUCUUCAUUAAUCAUUAGUGAGUUUUUGAAAUAAUGUAUUAACAAAAUAUGUUUUGUGUAUUUACUGUAAACUGUGGGAUAAGCACUAGGAGAAUUUUUGCGAAAGUUGGCAGUAAUAAUCUGUGGUCUAAUUACAGUCUGAAAGGAAAAAAGUCAAAACUGCCUUUGAAAGACCUUACAAUUAGCAGGAUUUUGAUAAGUAAGUAAUUUGUAUUAAUCUGUUUUUCAUAAUUUCAUCAGUCAUGGACAGUGGCGGAAACUAGCUUUCAUUUUGAAAAAUGUAACAUGUGGGCCACAUGCUAUAAUACCUGGCCAAUAUAGACUUGCUCCAAGUCUCUCUUUCAUUGUCAUAUCGAUCCACUAUAGUGUACAUUACAUGACGUAGAACGGAGAGGCGGAGCGAGAAAGAGAGACUUGUCAACUUCGGAAAAUCUCGGUCCAAAACUGAACCGAAAAUGCAAGACUUGCUUUAAUUGUUUUACUUCAAUUUCUUUCUGUAUUAUUUACUAUAAUUGAACUCGUGUUAUUUACACUAUACUAGAUUAAAGCUACGUUUACACGUUGCGAUUUGUCGGGCCGAUUUUGGUAAAUAAUCGAUGCCCUUCUUCGACAUUUAGCGAUUUAAACGUUCAAUUGAAGCUGUCCGCUCUCUCGUCUGUUCAUAUUAUAGUUUUCUGCGUGCGAAAAGUUUUCAACAACUUUACAACGGAAGAAAAAUCGUUGAAUCGUGAGAAAAAUCUGUGUUAGUGUUACAGAUUUUUCUCCCGAUUUUGUGAAUCGCAAGGUGCUGACGCGAGUACUGACGACAGGUCAUUUACAUACAGCGAGCAAAAUCGGCCCGACAAAUCGCAGCGUGUAAACGUACCUUAAGACAUAUAAACACUGACAGAAAACAAUUAAAGCAAGUCUUGCAUUUUCGGUUCAGUUUUGAACCGAGAAUUUCCGAAGUUGACAAGUCUCUCUUUCUCGCUCCUCCCAUCCGUACUACGUCAUGUGAUGUACACUAUAGUGGAUCAAUACUACAUGACAAUGAAAAAGAGACUUGGAGCAAGUCUAGGCCAAUCGGGAGCCCAUAGCCGGACGACGUCAAAAAUCACGCGUAUCGCGUAUAGGUGCACUUUACCUAUAGAAUCGAUUUCUGGCAUUUCCAAAGUCAUACGAUAGAAACGUCGCGUUGUUUUAACGUUGUGAAAUUGUAUUUACGGUUGGGACUAGCUCACAGUCGGACCAGAAAUGGAAAUAUCGUGAUAAAAAUGCCAAUUUGAAGAUAUAGGCUCGCAAUGUGCUCUCAAAAACGUUUAGCAAAGUUUCCGCCACUGGUCUUGGACUGCUUUGCAUGUACUUGCCAUAAAAUAUUACCCUAAAUUUUAGUUUCUAAUGUUCAGCAAAACUUCUAUAUACAGUAUUGUUUACAACGUCGCUGCCAGCGGAUAUUGUUGUUGCAAAUCUUUGUCAAACUGAUUUAAGCAAAGGUUGGGUUAUAUUUAUGUCAUGGGUCAAAUAUAGGCUUAUUAUGCAGCCAUCGCUUUUUAUACAGGUAAAGUAUCUAUGUCUGCGUCUUGAUAGACAAAUAAAUUAAAUCUCUAUUUCACCUUUAACUUUAGAAGCUUGCAGAAGAGUGCACAAGAAGGCUAAUGACGUCGAUGUCGAGUGGCAGCUCGCAGAAUUUUUGAAACAUGCACCAAACAAGCCAGGUGGCACAAGAUACAAGGUAAAUAUUGAAUAAUUCACUGUAAUCCAACUAACACGCCUAGAGGGAACCUUUCUAAACAAGUUCUUUUUUUUCAGGACCGUGAAAGUCACAAAGAUUAA
Messenger RNA from Paramuricea clavata, 9951 nucleotides. The record is from the annotation of a GenBank genome assembly. NCBI's taxonomy places the organism in Eukaryota, Metazoa, Cnidaria, Anthozoa, Malacalcyonacea, Plexauridae.